Diospyros lotus (date-plum) is the source of this 771-nucleotide messenger RNA. RefSeq lists its product as uncharacterized. NCBI's taxonomy places the organism in Eukaryota, Viridiplantae, Streptophyta, Magnoliopsida, Ericales, Ebenaceae. The record is from RefSeq and is a predicted model, not a curated record. The transcript has 3 exons. Bases 1 to 771 code for a protein of 256 amino acids.
AUGGCCGCGAACCAGCCUCUUAGUCUAGAGAUUAUGGCUGUGGUGCCGCCCGAGCGUCUUCACAUUCCAGUUAUCAAGCCCUAUGCGGGUAUUACUGACCCAAUGGAUCACCUGGAUCUCUUCACCUCUCAUAUGAUGGUGCAGGAUACGUCCGAUGCAAUAUGGUGCAAAGUCUUCUUGGUUACACUGGAAGGGCAUGCGUGCGCCUGCCUAAAGCAGAACCAGGGUGAAUCCUUGAAUGAUUUCGUCUCAAGAUUUAAUAUGGAGGCAUUGACCAUUGAGAACUUCGACCAUAGUAUAUUCUUAGCUGGGCAACGAAGUAUAUCAAUGCUGAAGAAAGUUAUGCAGGCGAAAAGAGGCAAAUACACUGAGAAGAAUGAGAAAAAAAGAUAUUCUGAAGAGAAUAAGAGUGAAGGUAGAAGGGAGGAUCGCAAAGAGAAGCCCUAUCCUCGGUGGGAAUUGAGUGGUUUCACUCCCCUAAAUGCUUCUAGAGUGGAGAUCCUUGCUACUAUUGAAGGUAAUGAUUAUCUAAAGAAACUACUGCUUAUGAGGGCACCAUCCAAUAAGAGGAAUAGGAAUAAAUAUUGUCGCUUCCAUCGGGAUUAUGGCCACGAUACAAAGGAAUGCCACCAGUUAAAAGAAGAGAUUCAAGAGCUUAUUAAUCAGGGUUUCCUUAGGAGUUUUGUAGCUAGAGAAAUGGAUCCCCAAAAGGGGCGAGAGCGGAGUCCUCAUCCCAGGCGAGAUCUAGAGAAGGAGCAAGAUUGCGUUUAG